Messenger RNA from Mangifera indica (mango), 1189 nucleotides. RefSeq names its product GDSL esterase/lipase At5g55050-like. Lineage: Eukaryota; Viridiplantae; Streptophyta; Magnoliopsida; Sapindales; Anacardiaceae. The record is from RefSeq and is a predicted model, not a curated record. Bases 5 to 1111 code for a protein of 368 amino acids. Gene Ontology annotation, molecular function: hydrolase activity, acting on ester bonds. The transcript has 5 exons.
GAAAAUGGCAAAGAGGGUUCCUUCAGGUUUUCUUCUUUCUCUUUUCAUUUCAUCACUGAACAUUGCUGUGGCCCUCUACAUUCCUCCAACAAAUGUUUCAGCGAUGCCAGCAGUGUUUCUAUUUGGUGACUCAACUUUUGAUGUGGGCACUAAUAAUUUCUUAAAUGUGAGCCAAGACAUCAAAGCCAACUUCCGUUAUAAUGGAAUAGACUUUCCUUACUCAAACCCAACUGGGAGGUUCAGCAAUGGCUACAACACAGCCGAUCAAAUAGUGAGGCUGCUGGGAUACAAAAGGAGUCCGUCAUCCUUUCUUUCUCUCCUAAAUCAUUCGUCCACCUUCAAGGAUAGAAUUCUCCGGGGUGUCAACUUUGCUUCAGGAGGCUCAGGUCUUCUUAACACAACUGGGAGUAGAUAUAACAAUUCGCUGUCAUUGGGAAAGCAGAUUGAGCAAUUUUUUACUGUCUACGCAAACAUUACAAGUAUAACUGGCCCAGAAGAAGCUGCCAAUAUGGUUUCCAAAUCACUGUUCCUCAUUAGCGUUGGAAGCAACGACGUCUUUGAUUUACAGGAGAAGACUAGAACCACGUCUCCUAGGAGCCUCUUGGUCACCAUGUUGUCCGCCUACCGUGAAAAUCUACAGAAACUUUAUAAUAUUGGUGCCAGAAAAUUUGGGAUUAUCAGCAUUCCACCAAUCGGCUGCUGUCCAGCUGAACGUGCAAGAAAUCUUACUGUUCCUGGAGGCUGCAUUGAGGAAGCAAAUGAGUUUGCCAGAGAAUUCUAUAACGCCACGGAAGCACUUCUGGGUCAAAUGAAAUCAGAACUUCCUGGAUUUAUAUAUUCACUGGGAAAUUCUUAUGAAAUGACCAUGACUGUGAUUGAAGAUCCUUAUGCCUUUGGAAUCAAGGACACCACAACAGCUUGCUGUGGGGAUGGAUUUACUCAGUGUAAGCAAAAUACAAUUCCUUGUACAGAUCGCAAAGAAUACUUGUUCUGGGAUCGAUUCCAUCCAAGUCAGAAGACUUCACAAUUGGCAGCAAUAAUACUAUAUGCAGGCUCUACAAGAUUUGUCAGCCCUUUCAAUUUUAGUAUAUUGGCCACGGUUGAUGUCUGAGAUCUUCAUUAUUUCACUGCUGCAGAAAUCAUAACCCAAAAAAAAUAAAAAAACACGUAAUCUUCUGUUUUCUCGAUC